Molecule: messenger RNA, 4057 nt
Organism: Poecilia latipinna (sailfin molly)
Lineage: Eukaryota; Metazoa; Chordata; Actinopteri; Cyprinodontiformes; Poeciliidae
Gene: ehmt2
Product: euchromatic histone-lysine N-methyltransferase 2
Exons: 28
Coding region: 29-3529 (1166 amino acids)
Biological process (GO): negative regulation of transcription by RNA polymerase II; peptidyl-lysine dimethylation
Cellular component (GO): chromatin; nucleus
Molecular function (GO): histone H3K9 methyltransferase activity; zinc ion binding; p53 binding
Source: RefSeq, a predicted model, not a curated record
UCAUAACCGUUUACGUUCACUGGGAAACAUGUCGGCUCCUCAGACAACGACAAAGGAGGCCCCAGACCAAGACGACCCAGAAACACCAACAGAGUCUGUAGCCGCUCCCAGUGACGUUAAAGAAGAUGUUGCAGCCCUCACCAUGUCUGCUUCCAUGUUAGAACCCAAAGUGCUUUCACCGCUGACAUCUAGGAAGCUGGAAAAGGACGCUGCUGAUGAUGGAGAGACGUGGUCGCCUCCUCCUUCGCCGCCGCUGAGCAAACCUGCUGCAGGUCAUGCUGCAAAGUCCAUUUCCUCGAUGUCUCCCUCUGCCUACACGUCGUCCCCGCUGUCUCCUGGCCGAGCCAAGAUGAGCGUCUCUGGGCCGUCCACCAGUAAGGCCAACCUUCCUCCAGCUCCUUCCGCCUCCUCUUCCCCGUCUCCCUCUGCUCCCUCCACUCCCUCCGCCUCUCCAGGCCCACACAAGAUCCACCGGGCCCGGAAGACCAUGAACCGGCCCCCGCUGGGCCAGGUGAGUCACGUUGAUGCUCUGGCUGCGACCACGACGCCAUCAGGAUCCGACUCCGAAACUGCUGCUAAAAAGAGGAAGCUAUCCGAGAGCGCACCGGGGAAAUGUGAAAAAAUCUCAAGCAAGACUCAAGCUGAGGGCGAGCAGCUGUUUCAUAAGAAGGCGGAGUCUGUUACAGAUCAAGCUUUAGCGAAGAGCAAAAACUCUUUGGGGAAGUCUGUUGACGAUGGGGACCAUUUAUCUGCUCUAGAUUCAGAAAAGUUGGAAAAUGGAGGUGAAGAGAAGCAACCAAUUACCAAUACAGAAGAUCAGAGUUUGGAGUCAGAGAGAAAGUCUUCACGGCCGCAGUCGGAUCAGGACAAAGACACUAUCACCAUUGAUUUGGGGGAAACGGAAGAGGCAGAAAGGUCUGCAGAAUACACAGAGGUUCCUUUGGGUGAUUUGGACAUCGCUGCUGCUGACAGUCUGACUCUUUCCCCUCCUGCUGAUGGAAGCGAAGCAGGGGACAUGGAGCGGCUGGAGGAGCUUCCUCUGUGCAGCUGCAGGAUGGAGGCUCCUCGAGUCGACAGCACCAGCCAGCGGGUCAGCAGACAGUGCAUGGCAACAGAAAGCCUCAACGGAGAGCUCCAGGCUUGCACCAACUGGACCAUGAAAGCAGAGACGAUGCGGCCGUCCAGCCGGAUUCCCCUUAUGGUUCUGUGUGACGUCCAUCGCUCCCACAUGGUGAAACACCACUGCUGUCCUGGCUGUGGGUACUUCUGCAUAGCAGGCACUUUUCUGGAAUGCUGCCCGGACCAGCGGAUCGCUCAUCGCUUCCACCGCGGCUGUGUGACCGUACUGAGCGGCGGCCGCAGCAAGGCCAACGGCGGCGGGAUGCUUUUCUGUCCGCACUGUGGGGAAGACGCCUCAGAGGCCCAGGAGAUCAUCAUCCCCUCCUUGGCAUCAACCUCUGCAACCACGGUGGUCACCAUGUCGGCCUCCUCCACAACCACGCCCUCCCUGCCCCCGUCAGCCCCGACGGCACCCUCUCUCACUGCCUCAACAGGAGGGAUGAAGGACGGGAAGAUGCCUGAAAGGCCUGUCAGCGCUCGAAUGCGAAGCCACGGCCUGGCAGCUCCCACAGUGGAGCAGCAGCCUCCUCCGCCCGUCCCCUCAGCCACGACUCUGCCUGCUGUUCCUCCAGCGGAGGAGGGAGUGGACAGCGUGGGACCGUCUCUCUGCAUGCCUAAUGGGAAGUCAGUCAGCCCCAGUGCACUACCACCUGGACCCAGCAGGGCGGCGCUGCAGAAAGCAAUUCUCACACAGGAAACAGAAAGGAGGAAGAAACUGAGGUUCCACCCGCGGCAGCUGUAUCCUGCUGCAAAGCAAGGAGAGGUCCAGCGAGUGCUGCUGAUGCUGAUGGAGGGAAUCGAUCCAACGUACCAGCCUGAGUCUCAGAACCGACGUUCAGCUCUCCACGCUGCAGCCCAGAGAGGCCUGCUGGAGGUCUGCUACAUGCUGAUACAGGCUGGAGCUCAGGUUGAUGCCAAAGACAAAGACCUGAGGACUCCUCUGCUGGAAGCCGUGAUCAAUAAUCACGUUGAUGUGGCUCGUUACCUGAUCCAGAACGGCGCCUGCGUUUAUCAUGUUGAGGAGGAUGGAUACACUGGCCUCCACCACGCAGCCAAGCUGGGGAACCUGGAAAUCGUUAAUAUGCUUCUGGAGACCGGCCAGGUGGACGUAAACGCUCAGGACAACGGUGGUUGGACACCGAUCAUCUGGGCUGCAGAGCACAAACACGUUCAAGUGAUCAAAUCGUUGCUGAACAGAGGAGCCGACGUCUCAAUUAAAGACAAGGAGCUGAACGUGUGUCUCCACUGGGCGGCGUACGCCGGGAACAUCGACAUCGCAGAGCUGGUACUGAACUCCGGCUGCUCCCUAUCCUCGGUUAACGUGCAUGGAGACACGCCGCUGCACAUCGCCGCCAGAGAGGGAUAUCUGGAGUGUGUGACGUUGUUUUUGUCGAGAGGUGCGGACAUCGAUAUCAUGAACAGGGAGGGCGACACGCCGCUCAGCCUCGCCCGGCCCGACACGCCCGUCUGGGUUUCGCUACAGAUCAACAGGAAGCUGCGCAGAGGAAUCGCCAACCGGCUGAUCCGGACAGAGCGAAUCAUCUGCAGUGACGUGGCGCAGGGCUACGAAAACAUACCGAUCCCCUGCGUGAACGCCGUGGACGACGAAGGAUGUCCGUCGGAUUAUAAAUACGUUUCUGAAAACUGCGAGACGUCAGCAAUGAACAUAGAUCGAAACAUCACACACUUACAGCAUUGUAGCUGCACUGACGACUGCUCUUCCAGUAACUGCCUCUGUGGGCAGCUGAGCAUCCGCUGCUGGUAUGACAAGGAUCAACGGCUGCUUCAGGAAUUCAACAAAAUCGAACCUCCUCUCAUCUUCGAAUGCAACAUGGCGUGUUCGUGUUAUCGGACGUGCAAGAACAGAGUCGUCCAAGCGGGAAUAAAAGUCCGCCUGCAGCUGUACAGGACGGAGAAGAUGGGCUGGGGAGUCCGAGCGAUGCAGGACAUUCCUCAGGGCAGCUUCAUCUGCGAAUAUGUGGGAGAGCUGAUCUCUGACGCCGAGGCUGAUGUUCGAGAAGACGACUCCUACUUGUUUGACCUCGACAACAAGGACGGGGAGGUUUACUGCAUAGACGCACGUUACUACGGCAACAUCAGUCGCUUCAUCAACCACCUGUGUGACCCAAACCUCAUCCCGGUGCGCGUGUUCAUGCUGCAUCAGGACCUGCGCUUCCCUCGCAUCGCCUUCUUCAGCUCCAGAGACAUCCUGAGUGGACAGGAACUGGGGUUUGACUACGGCGACCGCUUCUGGGACAUUAAGAGCAAGUACUUCACGUGUCAGUGUGGGUCGGAGAAGUGUAAGCACUCUGCAGAGGCCAUCGCUCUGGAGCAGAGCAGGCUGGCCCGGAUGGACGCCUGCUCGGAAUCGGGAGCCGACUGCGGGAUGACCUUCAUGGGAAACUCUUAAAACACUUAAGCCACCGGGCCUUCGGAUCAAACCCUGCUACGUUUACACGUGCACACAGUCGACUGUAGAAGUGGGGCUUUGACGGUUUUGUGGUGCUGUCAUGUUUUACAUUUUCCUAAAGCUGUCACUUUAUUACGUUCACUAUUGCAGAAAUCAUAACCUUUACAUUUUAAAGGACCAGGCUUUAAACGGUUUUACAAAAUCUACAGAUCUCAUGAUAGUUGUGUGUGUAGUCAUGUUGGUGUUGCAGAAAAUAUACCAGAAACAAACGUUUGUGCUGGAGGCCUUCAUCACCCGCUCAUUUAUAUGUGAAAGUCUUUUAUAUCCGCACUCUUCCUGUUGUGCCAACCAACUCAAGGCUUUGUGGCAAAAACAUGAACAUCAACUGAAGGCCUUUCGGGACUCAUAAAGGAACUUAUUGUGUCCGUUUGUGGAUGGAUGCUUGUGGUAGUUUAAUUGUCUGUAUUAUUUUUUAUACAUGUUGUUUCUUCUGUCACUUGUAGUGAAAUAAAACGGCAAAAGAGUUUA